Messenger RNA from Orcinus orca (killer whale), 4473 nucleotides. It is a transcript of the gene ODAD2, whose product is annotated as outer dynein arm docking complex subunit 2. Bases 1259 to 4441 code for a protein of 1060 amino acids. The transcript has 23 exons. Gene Ontology annotation, molecular function: protein binding. The record is from RefSeq and is a predicted model, not a curated record. NCBI's taxonomy places the organism in Eukaryota, Metazoa, Chordata, Mammalia, Artiodactyla, Delphinidae.
UGGUUUCAUCCAGGUUGUUGGAGAGGUGGACUUCACUAGCCUUGCUCUUACCCACACAGUCCAGCCACUUAAAGCUGUGGAGCAAAGAAUGGCAUGGUUGGUCCCAGCCCGUCCGUGAUGGGGACACCCCGCCCCGCCUCUUUCCGUCAGGCAUUGAGCGGCACCCACAUCCUCUGCCCCUGUUCCAGAAAAUAAUGGAGAUAAUAAGAGUGCUUACCUCAUAGGAUUGUUGUGGGCAUGAAAUGAAAGAAUUGAUCCGUGUAAUGUGCUUGGAACAAAGCCUGGGCUAGAAGUGCUCACUGAUGAAAAGUAAAAAAGAUUUGAAGUGUGAGAAGGAUCUGAUAUGAGGAGAUUCUCUUGCUGGUUUUGACGAUGGAGGGGACCACACGGCAAUGAAUAUGAUUAGCUCCUAGGACCUGAGAGCAGUCCCCGGCUGACAGCGAGAAAGCUAGGACCUUGGUCCUACAACUUCAAGAACUGAGUGCUGCCUACAACCAGCUGAGCUUGGAAAUGGACCCUGAGCUCCAAGUGAGAUGAGAAGUAGCCACUGCCCCGAGCCUGAGUUCCGGAACAAGGCCUGGAACCAAGCCCGGAAGCAGAGCCUGAAGCAGAGCACUUACGCAGGGCUCGCCUAGGUGAGCCAAGCUACAAGAACUGCAACUGACCUGAAGAAGGCACUUGGGGGACAUCCAGUGCUCUCAGGAUCAUUUUCAUCAGCCAUCAUUGCACUGAUGCAGAUGUAUGAUGAUGACAAAGGAUAACAGAAGUCAUUUGAAUAGCAUGAUUCUAAACAAUGUGUGAUCCAGCUCAAAAGAGAUCGCUCACUUCACCUCUGGCCCCAGCAGAGCUGCAACCCAAAGGCCUUGAUGCCAACCUCCUGCAAUUCUUUUUGUUUCGCUCCUGGACUUUCCUGUUUCCAAUUUCUGCCCAGCUAUUUGAAUUCUCUCUCUUAGGCCCAGGAAAAUGAGAAAGAAGCUCUUCAUUCCAGGGCAGGCAGAUACUGGAAAAUCCUUACAUCCUCGUCAGUUUCACUUAGCGCUGGUUCAGGGAAAGUUGACUAUUUUAUUGAAUUGAAGAGCAACUGGAUAAUUUAAAAAAUCCACCUCUGAGAUGAAUAAGCAGAAUGUGGGUUGGGUAAGUGCUAGCUUAAAAUCUUGAAAAUGAGCAAUGUUCCGGGGGAAAGGUGGAUGCUAUUGUCUCUCUCUCUGCCUUGACGCAGUGUGCGCGCUGAGCUCGGGUCUGAGCAUCGUGGGACCCCAUGGGCACGGCACUGACAAGGUCCGCGCAGUGGACGGCUGUGGGGCACGGGGCUAGGGCCCUGGAAACUACCCCUCUCAAUGAGGCGAUACUGAAGGAAAUUAUUGUGUUUGUGGAGAGUUUUAUCUGUAAACAUCCCCAAGAGGCAAACUAUGUUUUUGUAGAACCACUGGAAUGGAAAACCAGUUUGGACCCCUCAGCCUUUGGACCGGGCUACGUGGUCAGUGAAACAACAGUCGAGUCAGAAGAAGCGGAUAGCAAUGCACAGCCUUUGCUAUUUCUCUCUGUACCACAGAUCAAAAUUAGGAGCUUUGGGCAGCUGUCACGUGUGUUACAUAUUGCCACAGAUGCCAAGCUGAAGGAAGCACAAGCGUGUAUUGAAGCAAACAGAAACCCCAUAGCAAAAAUCCUGGGCUUGGAUUAUAAUAUGAUAAAGGAAAUAAAUGAAGACUCAUCUGUAUUAACUAUUCUUGAUAAAAUUACCAAAGAUGAUGAUCCUGAAAGUGAGAUUAAGAUGAAGAUUGCCCUGCUACUCAAGCAGCUGGAUCUGCACCUACUCAAUCAUUCUCUGAAAAAUAUUUCCUUAGAAAUACGAUUAAAUCCAGGGACUGUUAAGAAUGAUAUAGAGCUGCUUAAACGGUUCUCAGGAAAGGGAGAAAAGACAGUCUUGGAAUCUAUCGAGUACACCUCAGAUUACGAAUUUUCAAAUGGAUGUCGAGCCCCACCUUGGAGACAAAUUCAAGGGGAAAUUUGUUAUGUGCUGGUGAAACCACAUGAUGCUGAAACUUUGUGCAUUACUUGUAGCAAAGAAGGAGUGUUUUUAAAUGGUGGCAAAACAGAUGAUGAGGGGGAAAUUAAUUAUGAGAGAAAAGGAGAAAUUUAUAAAGACCUUGUCACACUUUUAAGAGAAAAAUCAGCAAUAUUUUCUGAAAAUAUGUCUCAACAGGAGGUUAGAUCCAAUGAAGAACAGCAAAAGGAAAAGGAUCAGCCUAAUGAGGAACCUGAGGAGGAAGCAGCCGCUUUACGUAAAGCUAGCGCUGCUUCCCGCGGGAGUGCGCUGGAGAAGAAGCAAAUCAGUUUGGGAAGGAGUCAGAUGACCAAGAGAUUAGAGCCAAGUUUGAACUGGAAGACCAUACUUUUUGAUGCCAAAAAGAACAAAAGCUCACUAAGAGACACCCAAGAAGAAAAACAUGGAGGAAGACUUGAAAAGUCCAGACCAUCUACUUCAUCUGGAAAAGCACAGUUAAUUCGUAAGAGUGUUGAAAAGAUUGAGGGGAUUAUUAGUGAGAGCUCCUCAGAGAGUGAGGAAGAUGAAGAACCACCUGACCAUCUUCAGGAAACAAAUGCAGAUUUGCCAUCAGAAUACUGGCAAAUUCAGAAGCUGGUGAAAUAUUUGAAGGGAGGAAAUCAGACGGCUACAGUGAUCGCAUUGUGUUGCAUGCAGGACUUCAACUUAGCGCAAGAGACCUGCCAGUUGGCGAUCAGGGAUGUUGGAGGCCUUGAAGUUUUAAUAAACUUACUUGAGACAGAUGAAGUCAAAUGUAAGAUUGGUUCGUUAAAAAUCCUGAAGGAAAUCAGCCAUAAUCCUCAAAUCAGACGUAAUAUUGUUGACCUUGGGGGCUUGCCAGUCAUGGUUAAUAUUCUUGACUCUCCACAUAAGAGCCUGAAAUGUUUGGCAGCUGAGACAAUUGCGAACGUCGCCAAGUUUAGGAGAGCCUGGCGGGCGGUGAGACGCCAUGGGGGCAUCACCAAACUGGUCGCUCUGCUUGACUGUAGUCAGCAUGCCACAGAACCUGCGGAGCGGAGCCUGUACGAGGCCGACGAUGGGGAGGUGGCCCGCUGCGGGGCACUGGCGCUGUGGAGCUGCAGCAAGAGCUACGCGAAUAAAGAAGCCAUUCGUAGAGCUGGGGGCAUCCCUUUGUUGGCUCGGUUACUGAAGACUUCUCAUGAAAACAUGCUAAUCCCGGUGGUGGGGACGUUGCAGGAAUGUGCCUCAGAGGAAAACUACCGAGCUGCAAUCAAAGCUGAAAGGAUAAUUGAAACUCUGGUAAAGAAGCUGAAUAGUGAAAAUAAGCAGCUGCAGAAGCACUGCGCCAUGGCCAUCUACCAGUGUGCCGAAGAUGAGGAAACCCGCGAGCUGGUUAGGCUGCAUGGAGGACUCAGAGCCCUGGCUUCUCUCCUCAGUAACACUGACAAUAAGGAACGGCUGGCCGCGGUCACAGGGGCCACAUGGAAAUGUUCCACCAGCAAAGAGAAUGUGACCAAAUUUCGGGAAUACAAAGCCAUUGAAGCCUUGGUGGAACUUUUAACGGACCAGCCGGAAGAAGUGCUCGUGAAUGUAGUUGGUGCGUUGGGAGAGUGUUGCCGAGAGUCUGAGGGCAGAGUCACCCUCCGCAAACGUGGUGGCGUCCAGCCACUCGUGGACCUCCUCGUGGGAACAAACCGAGCUCUACUUGUCAAUGUCACAAAAGCGAUCGGUGCUUGUGCACUAGAGCCCGAGAGUAUGGCGAUAAUUGAUCACUUAGAUGGAGUUCGUUUGUUGUGGUCCCUACUAAAAAAUCCUCACCCAGACGUGAAGGCCAGUGCAGCUUGGGCCCUCUGUCCCUGCAUCCAGAAUGCAAAGGAUGCUGGAGAGAUGGUUCGUUCCUUUGUUGGUGGUUUGGAACUUGUUGUCAAUUUACUGAAAUCAGAUAAUAAAGAAGUUUUGGCGAGUGUAUGUGCUGCUAUUACCAAUAUAGCAAAAGACCAAGAAAAUUUAGCUGUUAUCACAGACCAUGGAGUUGUCCCUUUAUUGUCCAAACUAGCAAAUACAAAUGAUGAUACACUGAGACGUCAUCUAGCAGAAGCCAUUUCACGUUGCUGUAUGUGGGGCAGAAACAGAGUGGCCUUUGGCGAGCACAAGGCAGUGGCUCCAUUAGUGCGGUACCUGAAAUCAAAUGACACCAACGUGCACAGAGCGACAGCCCAAGCCUUGUACCAGCUUUCAGAAGAUGCCGAUAACUGCAUCACCAUGCAUGAGAAUGGCGCAGUGAAGACCCUCAGGCUUCCAGAAAGCAGCCAGAACAACACCCCACUCCAACAUUCUGAGAUUUCGGCAAAGUCAGAAGGGAACCGAGAUGACUCACUAACAGAUGGAAGAGAACACCUUGGUAGAGCUGCCUACGGAAAAGAAAUAACAUGUUAACAGCAAAGAAAAUAAUGGAGAGCAUCACAGAA